Messenger RNA from Hydractinia symbiolongicarpus, 4761 nucleotides. RefSeq lists its product as uncharacterized. Bases 334 to 3912 code for a protein of 1192 amino acids. Gene Ontology annotation, biological process: cell adhesion. The transcript is spliced from 23 exons. The record is from RefSeq and is a predicted model, not a curated record. Gene Ontology annotation, molecular function: actin filament binding. NCBI's taxonomy places the organism in Eukaryota, Metazoa, Cnidaria, Hydrozoa, Anthoathecata, Hydractiniidae.
ACGUACCUUUAAACUCAACAUGUAAAGGCAUAAAGAGGCAUAAAGAGCACAAUGUCGUUUUAUGAUGUAGCAUUAAAAUACAGCUACUGUUUAGAGGAUUAUUUUAGCUUUCGGAAAAUAAAAAUUUAUAAUUAUAUACUGUUAAAUAGUUUUUUGGAGAUAUUGAUGUUAACCAUAUAAGGUGGAACACCAGGUAUCCUUAACAUCCUUAAUACAGUAUCUUGAAUGUGUCUGUUCUGGCAUACAUAGUGAGAAGAAAAAUAUCAUGGUAUGGUAUGAAAAUGCUGGAUUUUUGACUGUGUGCAGAUGAAGUUAUGCUCAUACUUCACUUAGAUGAGUGCUACAAACGUUCAUGAUGACGAGACCCUGUUUCAUCAAGCUCAAAAGUUGAUCUCGCUUAUUACAAAUAUUGAAAAUGUACCAAAACAAAAAUUUGGUCAAGCCAUAAGGGUUUGCAUCCAGAAUCUGGUUGAGUUCUGUCAGGUUGUGUUGAGACACAAAAAACAAUUGAGGGACAAAAAUGCAAGAAAAUUCAUUUCGAAUUCUGUGCUGGCAAUAAAGAAUAUUACACCAGUCUUUACACAAAGCUUGCAGGACUUCCAAGAUGAUGACAAUAACAGCAAAACCUUGAUAGAGAAAGAUAACUGCAUUGCAAAAAUUAUACAAGCCAUACGCUCUAUUAAUCAAACAUUACAGACUCAAGUGAAGAAGAAGAAAGACACCAGUUCUGUACAUUCAAAGAAAAUGGAUCCCCUGUCAGAAUUAUUUGGUGAAGAGGACACACUGUAUUUUGAAUUUAAUCUUACUAAAAUACAUGACUCUGACAGUGUUUUUGAAAAUGCAGAUGAAGAACAUGAUUUGAACAAGUGUGAAUUGCCAAAAUACUGUGACUCUAACACUUGUUUACCAAAUUCGCCACAUUUGGAUACCAUUGAUGAUUCAUUUAUUGUUCCACGAAACAUUACCAUUGACAAUUAUGUUGAAGUCAUUGACAGUAGUUCCAACUUGAUCAACACCGCUCAUAAAAUGAUUUCAAAGUCACACAAGUUGCUGUUGUCAUGCUCAAAAAAAGAUAGAGCAACAGUUAAAUCUUUACGUCAAAAGCUCAACCAAGCUAUCAUUGAAUUUGAUACCAGUAUAACUAAUGCACUGAAGGAUAUGGACAGUUUAGUAAUGAAAAGAAAACUUAUCCAGGAUGGGCGGACCUUGUUGCAAGCAAUAAAAAACAUGAAAAGUUUUAUUCAGCACCCACCCAUACAAGCAGACCAUUCACAACCACAAUGUAAUAUUGUGCAAAGAAUACCACCGGAUGUAUUACCCAGUUCAACAGAUUUGCCACCAACAACCAUGUCACCAACUAAAACAGAUAAUAAAAAAGUUCAUCCAGUUAGCACCAACAAUUUCAAAGAGAAAGUUGAAUGCAUUCUUGCUGCAGCUUUUGCACAUGAUCCUGAAGAGCUUGAAAAAGAAAUAAACUCCUUAACAGAAUAUGACGAUGGAGUAAAGCAAAUUGUUGGGGAUAUAAGGAAAAGAAAUACGAACAUCAGUGUUAUGAUGAUGGAUGCUGAUGAAAAAGCUAAUCGAUCAACACGACAGCUUAUCCGACAUUCUCGAGAUAUUUACUUUAGACAAGACCCAACGAAAGAGGAAAUAGAAUCAGUACAUAUACUGUCACAAGACUGGUGUGAAUGUCAUGUUUUGUUAGCAGAAGCCAUAUGGCAUCACCUGGCUCCAUGGACAACAUUUACUUCACAUUUUUUCACUUCACCUGGUGGUAUUGACUCAACGAAACAACAGUCAUCCACAUUAAGUAUUUGGAUGAACAAAUUCAAGAAAUUGGAAGACAGCAUUUGCCAUCUUGUCACUGAAUUCGAACAAAUUGAUGAAAGUUGUGAACCAAGUAUAAACAAUCAUUUCAUUAAAGCUCGGAAUCUAUGUUUCGAGAUUCAACAACAUUCCUCCAAAGUGCUUCAACUUGCCAAACUCCAUUUAUUGGGAGAUGUCAGUGCAAAUGAAUGGCCAACAUUUGGCCUGUGGUUGUUUCGAUGGGCAAAUGCAGUUCAGCAGCUGUUGUAUCAUAUUGACGUCUUAACGAAUCAAGUUCCCCAAACAACGACAAACAUGGUAUCCAUGAAGGUGAUUGCAGAUAACCAUAUGAAGUUUGAAAACAUUGCCAACCAAACCGUUCGAAGCUGCCAAGACAGUUACUUGGGACAAAAUGUUGAAGUUCAUAUGAAUCAAUUGAAAGAAAUAUACGAAGAAAUGACAACUUUACAUGACAGUGCACCUGUGCCUGAAGUGAACAACAAUACCUGUAACAUUUCAACCAUCAAUGCUGAGUUAGCAGUUAUGCACAGACAGUGGAAAAUAAAGGCUUACGCUUUGUCAAAUCUAGUUACAAACUGCACAAAUUAUUUAUCCAAACCGAUCGAUGCCCUGCUCGAAUCAGCGAGAAGUGAAUGCGAUCUAGAUGGCCCAAAUACAGAAUCUUUUGAGGAAUAUAAGGAAGUUUUUGCUAAGAAGAUGAAGCGUAUUCGAAUUCACACAUGCUUGGCUGUAGACACAUCAACCUCCAGGAAAGAAAUCCAUGAGGUUAUUGAAACUUUGGAUCAGCUAGAUGAUGUUUCAGAUCAAUUAGUUGCAACUUGUUACAGAAUUGUCGGUAACAAUCUGAAGAUGCCGAUAUCUUCAAAAGUCAAUCUCUUACGACUUCAAUGGCUAUCCACUGCGAAUUAUUUAUUGUUUAAACUCCGAAAGUUGCCAGAAGUACGAUAUUCCGCAAUAUCGGCUGUGAUGCGCCAUUUACAUUUUGAAAAUGACGUCAGUAAUGCAGACGAAUUUUCAGAAGUUUUGUCAGAGCAUGUCACUUCAUCAAUAUCAUUGCCUGAUACCACGCCUUCGCGUUUGACACUACCUGGUGAACAGAAGGUAUUAACUUCGGAAUAUGAUAGUGUUUACAACUCAUGGAAUGAGUACUCAGAAGAGAGUGAGGCCGCUAGUGAUGCAUUAUUACAAAGCAGCGAGUUGGAUGGUGUUGCACACCGAGCGGAGCCUCGCUUGUCAUUAGGCGUUGAUGAUUCUCAGAGUGAACAAACUGAUGUUACACCGGCAGUAAGAUGUAAGAACAAGUCACUGCACAAGAAAGAAAAACCUCCGAUAUCACCAAAGCCACCAAGAUUGGAAAUGAAUGAAUCACUUCUCAAUCUGUCACGAAGUAGUAACGAUGACGAAUUGACGGAUCGGUCAGCUAAUUUAUCUGCAAGAUUUGACGAACCAACUCCAAAGUCUAUAGCUGCUGCUGCUCAUAUUCUCCAUCGAGAGGCAGAUAAAUGGGAAGACGAAAACAACUCCAUUAUAAAGGUGGUGAAAUUAAUGGCGAAGCAGAUGUUUCAAAUGGCAGAGUUUUCAAAAGGAAGAGGCAAUCUAAAGUCGAAAGACGAUUUAGUUCAAACUGCUAAAGCUAUUGCAGCCAACGCCAAUGCAGUUGCAAAAUUUGCUACUGUUAUAGCUGAUCAAUCAUCUGACGAAAGUUGUCGAAGAGACUUACUUCAUUACGCUGAAUUGGUACCAACGAUAAGCACGCAGUUACGAAUAGUUGCUUCCGUAAAAUCUGUCGCUAAAGAAGACGAAACGGCUGAUGUAAUGUUGGUUGCAAAUGCAGAGAAUCUAAUGAAAGCUGUAGUGGGCACGUUAAAGGCUGCUGAAGCUGCAUCUGUUAAGAUAUCAAAUGAAAGCAGUUACUCGAACGAUGUCGCAGUAGGAGAGAUUACAGAGAUAGCAUUCCAGUGGAAGCGCAAAAUCCGCAUGAAACGUGCAAUGAAUGCUCUGGCUGCACCUCGUGGCGACCUUGGGUUACGUUUAUCAAAAGAAACUACCCCUCUUCCAUCCCUAACAGAUUUAGUGAUAAGUUAGAAAUGUUUAUUACGGGAUUGCUUUUAUUUUUCAAAAAAAUAACUUUAAAUGUUUUAAUAUUAAAACCUUAAGGGAAGAAAAAGUAUGAAUGAUAACAAUGCAAAUUUAGUCUCAAGUUUCCAAACUUAAUAAUUUUCUGCAUGUUGAAAUCCCAAUUAAAGAGAGUUUGAUUGUCCCUGUUUUUAAUUUUUAGUUAUAUUCAUCAAAUGACUAUGUAAAAAUAAAAAUUCGGAAAAUAUUUCUUCCGUUAGGCGUUGUAUGAUAUUUAAUGUUUUUUUUAUUGUUCUUGUUAUAUGCUUGUUGCAUACAUUUUUAACCGUGUUAAUACUAAUUUUUAUACAUAUUGUUCUAUCGUAGCUAGAGUUAAAUAAUUUUUUAUUCAGACGGUGAAUAACUGCUACAAGACUUCCAAUAGAAGUCGUUGCUUUUUUACUCUUCAUGAAAGACGAACAAAAUUUAUUUUUGAAAAUCUGAGAGAGUAUUGAUUCUCCCAAGUAUUUAAUUUUCGAGAAAAAAACAUGAAAAAAAAUUAUAUUUUUUUGGAACCUUUAAAAAAUCUUCCAUUAUGAAUAUAUACCAGGGAAUUUCUUAUAUUUUAGCAUUUGCGACAUUUUUUACACUCAAAAUGUUUAAAAACUUGACAUGAAAGAAAAUACUUACGACGUAUGAUUUUUGUUGAGCAUAAUUCAUGUUGCUGGCAGUUGGUUUUUAGUAGAAAAUGUAUAUUUAAAUUGUUUUUUAUUGUAUUGUAGUUAAAAAUUGUAGUUAAAAAUUGAAUUUUUGAGGAUAUUUUCAUGACCAAUGUAUAUUUUAUUUGAAUAUAUUCAAUUAUUUCCAAAAAAGAAUAAA